ACGUGCUGCCGCCGAUCAGAGUCGGCCAGUCCGCUGGAGUCGGAGUUGUUAUUGCUAGGUGUGCUGGCUGGGGUCUGGAUAAAUAGACACAAGAAGUUAGUUACAAAAUAAAACAAAUUGCUGUCUCCAAAUACUAAACCAAGAUCCAUGAGUGGGCACCGGUCAGCAAGGAAACGAUGUGGAGAUCCUCACCCAGAGUCCCCUAUGGGCUUCGGGCAUAUGACUACUACAGGGUGCGUAUUAAAUAAAUUGUUUCAGUUACCUACACCACCACUGUCAAGACAUCAGCUAAAGCGGCUAGAAGAGCACAGAUACCAGAGUGCCGGACGCUCCCUGCUUGAGCCCUUCAUGCAAGGGUAUUGGGAAUGGCUAGUUAGAAGAGUUCCCUCGUGGAUUGCUCCAAAUCUCAUCACCAUCAUUGGACUAUCAAUAAACAUCUGUACAACUGUAUUGUUAGUCUUCUACUGCCCUACAGCUACUGAGCAGGCACCUCUGUGGGCAUAUAUUGCUUGUGCAUGUGGCCUUUUCAUUUACCAGUCUUUGGAUGCUAUAGAUGGGAAACAGGCAAGAAGAACCAAUAGUAGUUCUCCUUUGGGAGAACUUUUUGAUCAUGGUUGUGAUUCACUAUCAACAGUUUUUGUGGUUCUUGGAACGUGUAUUGCAGUGCAACUUGGGACAAAUCCCGAUUGGAUGUUCUUUUGUUGUUUUGCUGGGACAUUCAUGUUCUAUUGUGCACAUUGGCAAACAUACGUUUCUGGAACAUUGCGAUUUGGAAUAAUUGAUGUGACUGAAGUGCAAAUCUUCAUAAUAAUCAUGCAUUUGCUGGCAGUGAUUGGAGGACCACCUUUUUGGCAAUCUAUGAUUCCAGUGCUGAAUAUUCAAAUGAAAAUUUUUCCUGCACUUUGUACUGUGGCAGGGACCAUAUUUUCCUGUACAAAUUACUUCCGUGUAAUCUUCACAGGUGGUGUUGGCAAAAAUGGAUCAACGAUAGCAGGGACAAGUGUCCUUUCUCCUUUUCUCCAUAUUGGAUCAGUGAUUACAUUAGCUGUAAUGAUCUACAAGAAAUCAGCAGUUCAGCUUUUUGAAAAACAUCCCUGUCUUUAUAUACUGACAUUUGGUUUUGUAUCAGCUAAAAUCACUAAUAAGCUUGUGGUUGCACACAUGACGAAAAGUGAAAUGCAUUUACAUGACACAGCAUUCAUAGGUCCAGCACUUUUGUUUCUGGACCAGUAUUUUAACAGCUUCAUUGAUGAAUAUAUUGUCCUUUGGAUUGCCCUGGUCUUCUCUUUCUUUGAUUUGAUCCGCUACUGUGUCAGUGUCUGCAAUCAGAUCGCGUCUCAUCUGCACAUACAUGUCUUCAGAAUCAAGGUCUCUACAGCUCAUUCUAAUCAUCAUUAAUGAUGCAGUUGGUGUUACAUAGGAAACUUAUGUUUUCCACAGGAGAGAAUCUGAACAUACUAAGGAGAAUGGGGGUGGAUAAGAACAAAUAUAAUUUAUAAUAAUCAAUGUUGUAUAACUUUCAUUCUUUGUUGUUGGUAACACUCCCUAACUAUCCUGUGUGAGAAUGGGAAUUUCAGGUCUCAUCCUAUAAAUUGUACAUGUUGUCAAACAGAGUUUGGCCCAAGAAAGCAUGCAGGAAAAAAAUGCCAUGUGUUUGUGAUUAUCCUGGAAAAAUACCGUCAUGAGGAGCAGAUCCCCAGUGGUGGAAAUUUCUAAUGUAGAAUAUUUUCAGGUCAAAAGAUGGUUGCUUUUAAUUUUAACACAUUAUCAUCUUUUAGUAACAUCCUUGUUCAGUGUCUUCUCAAGCUUUCUUUAGUAAGGAGCUCAGCUGUGGAACAGAUUCAUGCUAUUAGGUUAUGAGGUAAAACGAGUGAUUAAAAACCUUGAAUUUGGAUUGAAAGGUUUCCUAUCUUUACAUUGUUGAGGAAAUAAUUUUUUUAUUGCUCAAGAAAUGGCAUCUCUCAUGGGCUUGGGAAGUCCUGUUAGCAUGCAGAAUAAUGUGGUAACUUUAUCAAUCUGUUUUAUUUUUUUAAAUAAAUAUAUGAUCUGCAAGCCAGCUUUUUUCUCAGUUUUGUUCAGUAAAAAGAUAAGCAAAGUUUAAUGUCAUUUUUUUAAAUUUUAAGCAAAAUUUAUUUCUGUUCUUUAAUAAAUAAGGAAGUUUGGUCAGCUG
Molecule: messenger RNA, 2170 nt
Organism: Castor canadensis (American beaver)
Lineage: Eukaryota; Metazoa; Chordata; Mammalia; Rodentia; Castoridae
Gene: Cept1
Product: choline/ethanolamine phosphotransferase 1
Biological process (GO): phosphatidylethanolamine biosynthetic process
Cellular component (GO): Golgi apparatus; endoplasmic reticulum membrane
Molecular function (GO): ethanolaminephosphotransferase activity; diacylglycerol cholinephosphotransferase activity
Source: RefSeq, a predicted model, not a curated record